Molecule: messenger RNA, 879 nt
Organism: Acanthosepion pharaonis
Lineage: Eukaryota; Metazoa; Mollusca; Cephalopoda; Sepiida; Sepiidae
Source: the annotation of a GenBank genome assembly
AUGCGCACCAGACCAGUGCCAGUAUUGAAUGUGCACCAGACCAGUGCCAGUAUUGAAUGCGCACCAGACCAGUGCCAGAAUGCAAUGCGCACCAGACCAAUGCCAUCUUCACGUCCUUUUUUAUUUACUCUAUUCACUCUCUUGGUCCUGAUAAUCUAUUUUCUUCUUUUUCCUCCUCCUCUUCUGUUCCCUCCUUUCAUUCUGUUAAUCAUCUAUAUUCUUCUUCUUCUUCUUCUUCUUCUUCUUCUUCUUCUUCUUCCCUUCAUAAUGAAUAUCUUUUUUCUUCUUCUUCUCUUUAUCCGAUCAUUAUCUAUAUUCUCUUUUGUUCCUUCAUUUCAUUGUGAUUAUCAUAUAUUCUUCUUCUUCUUCUUCUUCAUCUAUCUUCUUCUUCUUCUUCUUCUUCUUCUUCUUCAUCUAUAUGCCCUUCUCAUUUCUGAUAAUCUAUAUUCUUCUUCUUCUUCUGUUCCCGCCCUUCAUUCUUUAUCCGGUAAUUAUCUAUAUUCUUUUUCUUCUUCUUUCUUCUUUAUUAUUCUUCUUCUUCUUCUUCUUCUUCUUCUUCUUCUUCUUCUUCUUCUUCACCCCAUCAUUCUGAUAAUCAUCUAUUUGCUUCUACUUCUUUUUCUGUUCCCUUCCUCCAUUCUGAUAAUCAUCUAUAUGCUUCUUCUUCUUCUUCUUCUUCUUCUUCUUCUUCUUCUUCUUCUUUACCUUUUUUUAAACUUAUCGCUUCAUCUCAUCUAUUUCUGCAUCUGUAAAUUAUCUAUGCUGCAUACCGCCUCUCCUUACAUUGGUAAGCGUCUUUUCAUGAAGCUUUCUUCUUUUUCUUUCCCUGUUCUUAAGGUAAUUACGGUGUUGUUUGCACCCUUGCGGUUUAUUUGGUAA